Molecule: messenger RNA, 2449 nt
Organism: Suricata suricatta (meerkat)
Lineage: Eukaryota; Metazoa; Chordata; Mammalia; Carnivora; Herpestidae
Gene: ARFRP1
Product: ADP ribosylation factor related protein 1
Exons: 7
Coding region: 80-685 (201 amino acids)
Biological process (GO): Golgi to plasma membrane protein transport; protein localization to organelle; intracellular protein transport
Cellular component (GO): Golgi apparatus
Molecular function (GO): GTPase activity; GTP binding
Source: RefSeq, a predicted model, not a curated record
CGGGCGUGCGCGGAAGGAGGGGUCCGGCCCGGCCGCCACGUCCCCCGUGUGACAGGUCUCUCCGGGUGCCCAGGGCAGGAUGUACACGCUGCUGUCGGGCCUGUACAAGUACAUGUUCCAGAAGGACGAGUACUGCAUCCUCAUCCUGGGCCUGGACAAUGCUGGCAAGACGACGUUCUUGGAGCAGUCAAAAACCCGGUUUAACAAGAACUACAAGGGGAUGAGUCUCUCCAAAAUCACUACCACCGUGGGUCUGAACAUCGGCACUGUGGACGUCGGGAAGGCUCGCCUCAUGUUCUGGGACUUAGGGGGCCAGGAAGAGCUGCAGUCUCUGUGGGACAAGUACUACGCAGAGUGCCACGGUGUCAUCUACGUCAUCGAUUCCACAGACGAGGAGAGGCUGUCCGAGUCCAAGCAAGCGUUCGAGAAGAUGGCCACGAGCGAGGCUCUGGACGGUGUCCCCAUCCUGGUGCUGGCCAACAAGCAGGAUGUUGAGACCUGCCUCUCGAUCCCCGACAUCAAGACUGUGUUCAGCGAUUGCACCUCCAAGAUCGGCAGGCGUGACUGCCUGACCCAGGCCUGCUCUGCCCUCACCGGCAAAGGGGUGCGCGAGGGCAUCGAGUGGAUGGUGAAGUGCGUCGUGCGGAACGUGCACCGGCCGCCGCGACAGAGGGAUAUCACGUAGGCGUGGCUGGUGUCCGCUGGUGCCCACAGCUCACCCGAGUGCCCGAGGAGCGUUCCUGCCGGCUCUGAGCCACCAGGCCUGGGGGGUCGGGUUUGCUUUGCUCUUGGUUUUUUCAGUUGCUUUGUUUUUUUCUUUAAGACAAAUGUUUCCCUGUGUCCAUAAAAGUGUAGGCAUGCAGGGGCUUCUGCUGAGGGGAGUCGGGGCAGCAGGGCCAGGCUGGGUGCCACACACAGGACCCCCAUAGGACCCUGCUGAGCCAGGCGGCUGAAGGGCCCCUGUCUGGAAAUGAGGUUCUCCAGGGCUGCUCUGCGGCUCACCCAUGGAAGGAGCUGGUGGGGCAAGUGUGUCCUCAGUCUCCGUCCCUUUGGGGCCUGGAAAUGGGUUGGGGGCUGGUGUCAUCUUGAGGGAGGGAGACCUGGCCCACUGCUGAAGGCCCGCAGGGCCCUGGGUUCUGAUACCUCGGCACAGGGCCUGGGAGCCCUCUGUCCUCUGACGGCCAGUCCGGAGGGAGCGGGCGGUCCCCAUGUCUGCUGCUGGCCCAGGACAGCCGGUCGCCAGUGGGCGGUGGGCCAGGGGUGUGCACCAGUGCGGGUGUUAGGAAGGCGGGCUGGGUUCCUGUGGAGCCCAGGCCUGUGGUGGGAUGGGCCUUUAUUCCAAGUUGUGGGUGGGGGGUAGGGUCCCGGUCGGGUUUGGGGACAAGCUGUCAAGAAACUCAUUUCCGGGCCUGUGCCUGGAAACAGGCCCUCCAGGAAAUGCUGGUCCUUGGGACCCUCACCAUACAGCCCCUGUGGGAGCUGGCAAGACCCAGCAGGCCUGGCCCUGGGCAGGAGGCUGAUUGGCCAGUGCUGGCUGGUGCAUGACAGAAUACUGGUGGUCUGAGUCGCUGACGUCUGUCAUUCCUCCGGAAACCCAGGACUGGGUGGUGGGCUCCCAGGCUGGACCCAGGGCCUGUCUGGUACCACCUUUCUGCUUCUGUGGGAGUGGCUGAGCCAGAGCCAGAACCCUGGUCCCACCAGACUGCCCUCCCUCUGUGGCGGGGGCCUGGGAGGGCUGAGUCAGAGCUGGGGGUGGGGAUGCAGGUGAGGUGACUCAUGAGGAGUCAUAGGCUAUGGGGUCCCACCCCUCCCCGCUCUGAGACCCAGAAUGGGGAUCAGGCGCCAGAUUCCCGAGCUCACUGGGAGGGCUGGGAGUCCCCCAGGUGGCACUGGAGCAGCCCAGCCCUCAUCCUGAGAGGGGAAGCCUGGUUUCCCAGAAAGCACUCGGUGUGCACUCGGUCUUGGCUGUCCCCUCCUGGGAAGUCCCCUGCUUGCAGGGACUGGGUGGAGCUCAAACGGAGAGGCAGGGGGAGGGGGAAGGGUCUCUUGGCAGCCCAGGGCCCAGGUUGGUGCUGGCCAGUCCACGCUGGGUCCUGUCCACAGUAAGAGCCCCAGACCGGGUGGGGUCCUCAGCACUGCCCUCCCAGCUGUCCUAGCCUCAAAGCAUGACUUAGGGGGGCAUGGGGCAAGCCUCAGGGGCCUCCACUCUGCCCACAGCCAGAAGUGAGGCAGCCGCCGCCCUCUGGCCAUCUCGGAAGGUCCCUCCCAUUGAGGGUCUGACCCACGUGGGUGCCCAGCAGCCAAAGGGAGCGGGGGGAGUUGGAGAGCCCAUGCAGGCGUUUCCCCACAGAUGUGCCCGCCACGCACCCGGCAGACCCAGCACAAAGUUUCGUACAAUCCGUUACGUAGACUGGCUUUGUAAAAAAUUAAAUUUGUUACUGCAACGGGA